Molecule: messenger RNA, 1431 nt
Organism: Marasmius oreades (fairy-ring Marasmius)
Lineage: Eukaryota; Fungi; Basidiomycota; Agaricomycetes; Agaricales; Marasmiaceae
Exons: 6
Coding region: 190-798 (202 amino acids)
Source: RefSeq, a predicted model, not a curated record
CCCCAAGCUGACAUUCCCCAUCUAUGAUCAUUUUGAUUCAUCUCUCGAUUACACCCACUGGUCACACUGCGCAUAUGGCAUAUUUUACACACCCCAAGAUCCUUCAUUUCCCGUUUUCUCAAAUCUCGUAGACUCAUUUUCGGAGGACUGGGCUACCGAGGGAUAUCUUUGGAACUUGAUGGUGAAUCGAUGAUCAAGUCCAAGUCAUCAAUGUUUUUACUGGAAGGUACUUGGCGAACUGCGGGUUCGAAAGUCCCUUAUGGAUCAUCUCAACACGACCCGUGGGCCGUGGACUCGAGUCCCAUACAAAAGAUAUCUUUGGACCUUGAUGAUGGAGUGAUGAUCAAGUCAUCGGUGAUCUACCAAAAGUCAACACGACCCGUGAGCUGUGGACUCGAGAUUCUUACUGGACAUGUAGUGCAAACAAGAAGACAUACACCUCAGCGUCAUCGUCCCGCGGAUUUUCCAAAUAUCGAAAUAAAUGUCUGGGCGCUACAAUCGGCAAAUUCCGAGGCGAAUUUUCAAAGAUCAAUACUUAUGACCAGUGGAUGGGAUCCGUCUCAAUUUUUGUUCCAAAGUUGCACACUGCCUGUUACUCGUAACCCCUGCAGGACACCCCAGAUUAACUUGUUGGGCCCGGGGGCGAGGCACAUUCAACGUCGACGUUCAAGUUGGGACAUCUUGCAUACUGCUGGACGGAGGAACUCCGAAUGUCAAUGGUCCAGUUUCAAUGAGGGGGGCGACCAGGAGGUUCGGCGUCUCUCAUGUCAGCCGCCGGUAUCACUCAAACUCCUUUGAGCCGGGGUAAGCCUACUGCAAGUAUAGUUGGUCAAGUAGCAUGCGACCCUACUAGUCCCAACGGACUUCAAUCUGGGUCCCGUCUAGAUAACCACUAAACUUUCAAGGAGGGAUACCCGGUGCCGAAGUCUGCAGCGGAAAUCCAAAUGUGUAUGAUACUAACAGACUGGGCCGUAAAAGGACUCUAACCUCAGGAUGUGCCCUUGACCCUUGUUUUCCCGCGGUAUCCGAAAAGAAGAUCUGUCCAACAAGGAACCGGUAAAACGCACUAUGUUCUUGGGAAAACGUCGCUUUGAAAGUAUUCACUCGAUCAAAAUGCGAGUCAAGAGGUCGCGACGAUCAUGGGUCGUAUCAACGCCCAAGCAUUAUCGUGAUGGCUAUGUGCACAUUGCACUUCCUAAUUCAAACAGCAACCCAAAUCAUUCAAACGAUACAUCCCCAUUCAAAAAUUCUGGCAUGGAAGCUCUGCCACAUCCGUGGUGGCGUCGUAGGUGGGAUCAGUCCUGCUAUGUGGCGGGGGGAUGACUGAUGUCAGGAAUGAGCCUUGAAAAACCCUCUCUGGCUUGUUGAUUGACUAUGCCGUUCAAAGCCUACUGUAUACAUUCCUUUUCUUGGGCCGUCCGAAGUGGCCGC